AUGUCAGACGACGAAGACGAUUACCUUGCAAACCUUGACAAAUUUCUUGUUGAACCGAGCACUUCCUCUGGGCCCAAAUCCUACUCGCAGCUCCGCAAAGAAGCAGAGAAAAAGUCAAGAGCAAAGAAUGAACAGAAUCGGGUCAAGGGCCGGCGACAACGCGAGGCUGAAUCGCGUGAAGAGGGGCUCAACAAGAGUCUAUUCACGCGUGCAAAAGAGGACGAGGAUGCUGGUCUCAGUUCGGGUAACAAAGCGUUGUCCAUUAUGAUGAAGAUGGGCUUCAAACCUGGGCAAACACUGGGCAAUCCGGACGACAACCAAACAGACGCGCAACCCGAGCGACCAGCUAGUCCCGUUGAUCAACCCGACACGGAAACGAGGCAUAAUAAAGCAGAUCCACUGCCAAUAAACGAAUGGGCUGGCAAGCGGGGUAUUGGACUGGGAGUGAAACGCGCGAGAUCUCCUUCUUUUGCAGAGCGCGUCGCUAAAAUGGCCAAAAUGGCCGAUGACACCCGAAAUCGCGACUUCCGAGAUCGGGCUAGACAAGAAUAUGAGGAGCGACGCGCUGAAGGGCGACUGGUGCCUGCGCAACGUACAUGCGUGAGUCUUGAUGAGAAGGCAGGUAAAGUCUUUAAUGCACUCUGGGUCAAUCCGCGCGAGCCAGACACAUUCCCGCCCGGUCUAUUUGAAGCCUUGAGUUUAUACACGACGACAUUUGAAGUCUCAUCAGAAACUAAACAAGGCUCCGACAGCAACAAGACUGACCGUAUCGAUGCGGCGAGACUCCGACGACAGAUGGCUGCUGAUGCCCUUCAACCGCUCGGGGAACUGACUGACGACGGCAACUCAGCUCCUACUCUAGCUAUUGAACAAGAGUUUCCAUCGGAAGUCUUGGAAGAAACCUCCCAUUUUCUACGUCUCCAGGCUAGCGACAGGCUGGAGAUGGUUCUGUCUUACCUCCGAGAUAACUAUUAUUAUUGCUUCUGGUGCGGCACCCGGUACGAGAACGCAGAAGAUCUAGGGAAUCAAUGUCCUGGGGAGAGUGAAGAUGCCCACGAUUAG
Messenger RNA from Mycena indigotica, 1062 nucleotides. Its product is annotated as G-patch domain-containing protein. Bases 1 to 1062 code for a protein of 353 amino acids. Lineage: Eukaryota; Fungi; Basidiomycota; Agaricomycetes; Agaricales; Mycenaceae. Gene Ontology annotation, cellular component: kinetochore. Gene Ontology annotation, molecular function: nucleic acid binding. The transcript is spliced from 5 exons. The record is from RefSeq and is a predicted model, not a curated record.